UUCCAAAAACAACACCCAAUGUCCUGAGGUCAAUGGUUAAUAUUCCCAAGUGUUUAUAUAGCCUCCAGCAGCAGAGCUCGGGUCCUUCAGCACUGGGCCAGCUCCAGCACCAUGCCUCGCUCCUUGCAGAUUAUCCUGGCCUGCAGGAAAUACCUGCUUGUGGUGCUUAUACCCCUCUUGUUUCUUCCCUUGCCUCUGGCUGUCCCUACCAAGGAGGCCCAAUGUGGUUAUGUUAUCAUAGUGAUGGCACUGUUUUGGUGCACGGAAGCACUGCCGUUGGCUGUCACAGCUCUCCUCCCUGUCCUGCUCUUCCCAUUGAUGAAUAUCAUGGAUUCAACAGCAGUGUGCCGGGAGUACCUGAAGGACAGCAAUAUGCUUUUCAUUGGGGGACUGCUGAUGGCCAUCGCUAUUGAGCACUGGCACCUACACAAGCGUGUUGCUCUCCGGGUCUUGCUUAUCACUGGUGUGAGACCAGCCCUACUUCUCAUGGGCUUCAUGGUUGUGACUGCUUUCCUGUCCAUGUGGAUCAGCAAUACUGCCACCACUGCCAUGAUGGUCCCAAUAGCACAAGCAGUGCUGGAGCAGUUGCACAAGUCAGAAGCAGGGUUUAAUUCACCUGGCCAAACAUCUGAAAAGAUCAAUAAAGCCUUUGAACUGCAGGAAGAGUCAACUAAGCCAGGUAGCUCCAAAGGAACAGAGGGAAAAGGUAAUAGUUAUGCCCUGACAAUCGAGGAAGAUAAAAAGAGAAAUGAAAAUUUGCUAGAGGAGAAACACAAGAAACUCAGCAAGGGAAUGUCUCUCUCUAUUUGUUACUCAGCCAGUAUUGGAGGGAUUGCAACUCUAACUGGGACAACACCAAAUCUGAUACUGCAAGGACAAGUUGAUGAGCUCUUUCCUGAAAAUGGCCAUAUCAUCAACUUUGCCUCUUGGUUCUCCUUUGCCUUCCCCACCAUGAUCUUGUUACUGGCUUUGACGUGGAUUUGGCUGCUGAUACUGUACUUGGGCUUUAAUUUUCAUGAGAACUUUGGGUGUGCUACAAAUGCCUCUGCAAAGGCAAAGGAGCAACAGGCCUAUGACAUUAUCAAGGAAGAGAGCAAGAAACUGGGCCCAAUGAAAUUUGCAGAAAUAGCAGUUUUGGUCCUCUUUGUACUACUGGUAGUGCUCUGGUUUACAAGAGAUCCUGGCUUCAUCCCAGGCUGGGCAACAGUUCUGUUCAACAAAAAUGAUACGAGCUAUGUCACUGAUGCUACAGUUGCCAUCUUCAUCUCGGUUCUGUUGUUCAUCAUCCCUUCUGACAUGUCAAUCAGUUUCAGAGACAAUGACCAAACGGGCAGCAAGCCAAGGAUCCAAGCACCCCCAGCUCUCCUGGACUGGAAAGUGGUUCACCAGAAAAUGCCAUGGAACAUUGUGUUUCUGCUGGGAGGUGGCUUUGCCUUAGCCAAAGGCAGUGAGGAGUCUCAGCUGUCCUCAUGGUUAGGAAGCAAACUGAGUCCUCUGCAGCAAAUCCCUCAACCAGCUAUUGUUCUCCUGUUGUGUCUCCUUAUUGCCACUUUCACUGAGUGUGCCAGCAAUGUGGCCACCACCACCCUCUUCCUCCCUAUUCUGGCUUCAAUGGCUGAAGCAAUCUGCCUCAAUCCACUCUAUGUCAUGCUGCCCUGUACACUUUCUGCAUCGUUGGCAUUCAUGCUCCCAGUGGCCACACCUGCUAAUGCUAUUGUCUUCUCAUAUGGACACCUGAAAGUGAUAGAUAUGGCCAAAUCUGGGUUUGUACUCAACAUUCUAGGAGUUCUGAUGAUAAAUCUAGCCAUCAACACCUGGGCUUCAUCUUUGUUCCAACUGCAAACUUUCCCAUCUUGGGCAAAUAAGACAGGUACAUGCCCAUAAUACGAAGAGGCAAGAAAGCAACAACAGUUUCUGUUGGAACUGCAGCAAGAGCAAGACUAUCAUCUAUAUGUGUUUUGCCAAGGCACUGGUUAAGAGACAGGCCUGGAAAAGGACAAGCCACCUACAAGCAAAAUCACUCUGUUGAUAACAGCAAUAAAAUUGCCUAACAGUGCUGUUUAGCUGGCAAUUUCGUUACCCCAGAAAAGGUAACCUUUGGCUUUCCAACUGUCCCAGGUAUCUUCAGGUUUUCUGUCUCUGCAAGGGUAGAUUUUCCCCAAGUGCUACACUGCUUUUCCAGCUCCUCCUGCAGAAUGUGAAAUCUGCAGCGAGAAAGAAGAGAGGUGUGUAUAGAAAGAAGAGACUCUACAUUGCUGGUCUCCUGAUCCUGAUGAGUAUGUGUUGACACGAUCUGCUGUGUAUGUGUCCAAGAUGUACAUGACUGUUAAAUUCUCUGUGGGCAUUUCCAGCAAGACAUGUGCUGUAUGAUUACAGACAAGUCCCAUAUUGUCAGCCCACUCUAUCACUUUGAAACGUAUUUAUUUGCAGUCCACUUAUGAAUGUAAAAGACUAUUUUAUUCCUAGAAUGUCUCUCCCAUUGUUAUUUAUGUAAGAUUACAGCUUGUGAGGUCAUGAUAAUAAGAGCAAUAUUCUUUUGAGAAGGAGAGAAUCCCUGUGUCCUAAAAUAUACAUGAUUGAAUUAAAGAUUUUUUUAUGUA
This is a messenger RNA of Neopsephotus bourkii (Bourke's parrot), 2600 nucleotides long. It is a transcript of the gene SLC13A2, whose product is annotated as solute carrier family 13 member 2. The transcript has 12 exons. Gene Ontology annotation, molecular function: transmembrane transporter activity. The record is from RefSeq and is a predicted model, not a curated record. The coding region runs from base 112 to 1884 and encodes 590 amino acids. Gene Ontology annotation, biological process: monoatomic anion transmembrane transport. Lineage: Eukaryota; Metazoa; Chordata; Aves; Psittaciformes; Psittacidae. Gene Ontology annotation, cellular component: membrane.